Microdochium trichocladiopsis is the source of this 1294-nucleotide messenger RNA. RefSeq lists its product as uncharacterized. Bases 349 to 1158 code for a protein of 269 amino acids. The record is from RefSeq and is a predicted model, not a curated record. NCBI's taxonomy places the organism in Eukaryota, Fungi, Ascomycota, Sordariomycetes, Xylariales, Microdochiaceae. The transcript has a single exon.
GUUUUCAAGCAGAGUCGUUGCUUUCUUGUAGUACCGACCAGCCACUUCACGCGCAUCGGAAACUCCAUCACACGCUUGGCUCCUGAUUUCAUGAAGCUAUUGCUUGGUAAUGGAAUCCUGUCGCGUAUGCAGGCGCAGUGUGGUUACGCUCCGUGUCUGGCAUCCGACAAGUUGCAUCGCAGAUGCGAUAUCGCGUGACGUUCCUCAUGCAGUCAUCUGAGACGCAAUAUUCGCUGUAUACCAACCCCGCUCUGUAUAAUGGGACUUCAGAUGCCUCGUGGCACUUGUCUUUAUUGACAAUGAUACUUGUCAGGAACCAUCGAAACUGUAGGCUUUAAUCUAUGUUGUAUGGCCGCCACGCAACUCGCGAUCUCCAGAACUGUCUGCCGUCGACAUUGCAGACAACAGGAUUCUCCCAAUACGCCCCGAGUAAGGCGAUUUCUGUUGGGAGCAUGUCCAAGUCUGGCAGGAAUUAACAUACAGUACUAUUUCAUCAGCCAUGCCCCUACUUUCAGCUUUUCGGAUGACAAGCCCGGAACCCGGUUAGCCGGCAGGGACAUAUCAGUGGCGCAUAUAACUCACCAUGGCUUGUCACCCGGUUUUCAGCUCUUCUCGACAGGCAUGGGACACAGUCCUGGUAGCCCUCAAGAAUGUGUGAGAUGGUUUCAUUCGACAAUGCAUGAGGACAUUCCUGGCGCGGCUUAUACUAAGCGGCUUCAUGUGAGGCACCGACACGGGUCUCGCAUGAAGACCAGAAUGCCCUCGGCACAGCAUUGUGUGUGGCGAUUGACUGACCUCAUCCCGUUACUAAAGCGGCACUGCGGGGUCGUGAAGUACGCAUCGGCAUUCCGUCGACAUGUAUGGCAGCGGAACAAAACCCUCUCCCCAUGGUUUCGCAUAGUGUGUGCCAUAUGGAGUGUUUGCAUUGGACUACACGCUCACAUAGAACGAACGAUCGGACCCGUGUCUCGAUCUCAUUACAAUGACUGCCGAGGUCUGAUCUUCCAUGCGUGGAGUAGCCCGUCGACGGCGGGAAGUAACUGGUUCGUUGAGUUUCCCAGCCCAAGUUGCAUCAGCUUGGACUCGCUGGGCGAGGCCGCAAGUAAGCCCAUACCGAAACGGAGACAAUGCCGGUGGUUGCGAGAUAUCUACCGCUGAAAGUCACUUUUCUGUAGGCCGCGUGCAACUUAUACAGAAGGUGCUGCCGACAGCUCCAGUUGAACACCGACUUUGCUCUGGCUGUACAACGACAAUCAAGUAGAGAAUACACAAGACGGACAAGUGAUGUCGGAAU